Molecule: messenger RNA, 1255 nt
Organism: Pistacia vera
Lineage: Eukaryota; Viridiplantae; Streptophyta; Magnoliopsida; Sapindales; Anacardiaceae
Product: GDSL esterase/lipase At5g45950-like
Exons: 5
Coding region: 15-1106 (363 amino acids)
Molecular function (GO): hydrolase activity, acting on ester bonds
Source: RefSeq, a predicted model, not a curated record
UUCUUCCUCAGAUAAUGGGUUUGAAUUUGAUAAGGAUGAGAGUUUUGGUUAUGGUUUUGGUGUUGGCGUUGAUGCCUUGUGUCUCACAAUCUCUGGCCAUCAAUCAACUCAAACAAUUGGCUGCCAAACACAAUAUAACUUGUAUGUUAGUUUUCGGUGAUUCCAGUGUUGAUCCAGGUAACAACAACCGUCUUGCAACAGACAUGAAGGGUAAUUUUCUUCCUUAUGGGAAGGACUUCUUCAAUGGUCGCCCUACCGGAAGGUUUAGUGAUGGAAGACUUGCCACAGACUUCAUUGCUGAUGAACUUGGGUUUACAAACGCAAUUCCGGCUUUUCUUGACCCGAAUAUCAGUAAGAUGGAUAUACUACAUGGAGUUAGUUUUGCUUCUGCUGGUUCAGGCUAUGAUGAACUUACUGCCAAUUUCUCUAGUGUAUUAUCUGUACCCAAACAAUUAGAGUAUUUUAAGCAUUACAAAAUCCACCUGAGGCAAUUGGUGGGCGUGAAAAAGGCAGAAGAAAUAAUAAGGAAUGCUAUUUUUGUAAUGAGUAUGGGCACUAAUGACUUCCUCCAAAACUACUACUUGGAACCCAUUCGCUCCGAGCAAUACACUUUGGAGGAGUACAAGAAUUUCUUGGUUUCUCGCAUGGUUGAGGACAUUAAGGAAAUGAAAAGGCUGGGAGCGACAAGAUUGGUCGUUGUCGGGGUCCCUCCCUUGGGAUGUAUGCCACUUAUAAAGACAUUAAUGGACCAGAACCAGAGUACUUGUGUAGAAAGCUACAACAAAGCAGCUUCCACUUUCAACUCCAAGAUUCAAGAGAAACUGGCAACUAUUAAGGCAACUUUACGGCUCAAAUCUGCCUAUUUGGACUGUUUUAAUAUCAUAAUAGAUGCAGUAAACCACCCCAGAAAAUAUGGUUUUGUUGAAACUGCAAAGGGGUGUUGCGGGACAGGAACAGUAGAAUAUGGGAAUACAUGUAAAGGUUCAAGUGUAUGUGAAGAUCCAUCAAAAUAUGUAUUCUGGGAUGCUGUCCACCCAACACAAAAGAUGUAUCGAAUAAUUGCCGAAGUGGGUCUGAAAUCUCUCAACGAAAGUUUCUUGCUCUGAUUAUUUAUGGAAUUUUAGCCCCCAGGCAGGCACCUUUGAUUAAAGAAUUAUUGAGAAUACAAUAUUUUUAACAAGUAAAAAGAACUAUAAUGUUUUGUUGUUUUAUGUACUGUGUCUUUUCAUUGAUGUUACAUCUAAUUUUGUUUACA